AUGGCCACAAACGAACCGAAUCCGAUCGUCUUCUUCGACAUCACUCUCGGCGGCGAGCCGCUCGGCCGCAUCAAAAUGGAGUUGUUCGCAGACAUCACUCCGCGCACCGCAGAAAACUUCCGCCAAUUCUGCACGGGCGAAACGAAGAACCACCUUGGCCGACCGCAGGGAUACAAAGGCUGCAAGUUCCACCGAGUCGUCAAAGACUUCGUCAUUCAGGGCGGCGACUUUAUCAACGGCGAUGGCACGGGGUCGAUUAGCAUCUACGGAACAAAGACGUUUGCCGAUGAGAAUUUCAAGCUGGGCCACGAUACCGCUGGGUUGUUGUCCAUGGCUAAUGGUGGCCCAAACUCGAACGGCUGCCAGUUCUUCAUCACUACCGUGCCGACCCCCUUCCUGAACGGGAAGCAUUGCGUCUUCGGCAAGGUCAUCGACGGCUUGGACACGGUCAAGAAGAUUGAGAAUGUCCGCACGAGGUCAGAGAAGCCGGCGCAGGAUGUGGUGAUUGCGCAGUGUGGUGAGAUGUGA
Molecule: messenger RNA, 528 nt
Organism: Neohortaea acidophila
Lineage: Eukaryota; Fungi; Ascomycota; Dothideomycetes; Mycosphaerellales; Teratosphaeriaceae
Product: putative peptidyl-prolyl cis-trans isomerase
Exons: 2
Coding region: 1-528 (175 amino acids)
Biological process (GO): protein folding; protein peptidyl-prolyl isomerization
Cellular component (GO): intracellular membrane-bounded organelle
Molecular function (GO): peptidyl-prolyl cis-trans isomerase activity
Source: RefSeq, a predicted model, not a curated record